AUGGUUACAAGUACAAGUAGUGAUAGUGAUGAUGAUACUAGUAGUAGUAAUGAUGGCAGUCAACGAGAGUUGUUGGAGACGUUGGACUCUGCCUUUGACUAUGAAGGUCGCGUGGAUCCUCGUUUGACGAAUCACGAUUUCCGGAGUGGCUAUGUGAGUGUGAUUGGCGCUCCCAAUAUGGGGAAAUCCACCUUGGUGAAUGCCUUGCUAGAAGAGCCGUUGUGUAUUGCAACACGCCGACCGCAAACGACGCGGCAUGCCAUUUUGGGAAUUCUGACAACCACCAAUUGUCAAUUGUGUUUGUUGGACACGCCGGGUGUCAUUGGCGAACCAGCAUACAAACUACAAGAAGGAAUGAUGGAAGCCGUACAAGGCGCUCUGCAAUCUGCCGAUGUGCUGCUGGUUGUCACGGAUCUCUUUAGUACUCCCAUUCCCAAUGAUGAACUGUUUCAAAAAAUACAAACACAAGCCAAUUUCAGACCCGUCAUUGUCGUCAUUAACAAAAUUGAUCUCAUUCACAAGAUAUCAGCAUCCACAACCAAAAACACUGAUCAAACAAAGGAUGAUGAAACCACAAAGACGGUCACGGUCGAACAAGCCGUUGCCAGAUGGAGACAAAUGAUUCCACAGGCCAUUGCCAUUAUUCCCACCUGUGCGUCUUCUGACGACAACUCCAACAAUAACCAAAAGAAGGAGGAUCCAGGAGUGACGGCACUCCGUAAAAUCCUCGUGGGUGGACCGGAUCUACCGGCUGCCAUUCGAAACUUGGGACGACCCAUUCCAGGCAUGUUCCCAGCCGACGACACCGUGACCAUGUCCGAUGCACAAGCACAACAGUUAUUGCCGCUAGGACCUCCUCUCUAUGACAAAGACAUGUACACGGAUCGGACCGAACGUUUCUUGGCUUCGGAAAUGAUCCGGGCGGCACUCUUGGAAACAUUUCAAAAGGAACUACCUUAUUGUUGUGAAGUACAAGUCACGGCAUUCAAGGAACAACAAACCAAACUCAUCAAGAUUGAUGCCAACAUUUUUGUAGAACGAGACUCCCAAAAGAGAAUUGUCAUUGGAACACAAGGAGCCAAAAUCAAACAAGUGGGAAUGCUCGCCCGGGAAACAUUGCAAGACUUUUUUCAAACCAAAAUAUAUCUACAACUGCAAGUCAAAGUCGACAAGGAUUGGCGAAAGCAAGAAGACAAACUCAAACGGUUUGGGUAUUUACAAUAA
Messenger RNA from Seminavis robusta, 1224 nucleotides. The record is from the annotation of a GenBank genome assembly. NCBI's taxonomy places the organism in Eukaryota, Bacillariophyta, Bacillariophyceae, Naviculales, Naviculaceae.